AAUAAAAAAGAGAGAAAAAACCCAAAACCAAAAGACCUCUCUUUUCCUUUUCUGUUUCUUUCUCUCUCUCUUUUAAACUCGGGUUUGAAGUUAAAAGACACAAAGGUUGUUUUUUUUGUUAAAGAGACAUUCUGGGUUUCUGCUCCAGUUCUCAUAUUUGUGUUUCAAAGGAAAGAAGAGAAAUUUCCAUGUGCAGUGGUUCAAAAAGGAAACCAACUCAAACUGGUUUUGUGAUGGAGGGGGAGUCUCAUAAAGAAGAUAUGCUUCCUCAAAAGUUCUCUGUUUUGCUCGAGUUCUCGGCUUCAAAUGAUCUGAUUGGCUUUAAAAGUGCUAUUGAGGAAGAGGGUCAUGAUAUCGAUGAGCCAAGCCUGUGGUAUGGAAGGAGAAUAGGUUUAAAGAAGAUGGGGUUUGAAGAAAGAACACCCCUUUUAAUUGCUUCCAUGUUCGGCAGCAAGGAUGUAGUCAAUUAUAUUAUUGGAAGUGGCCGUGUGGAUGUUAACAGGGCUUGUGGUUCAGAUGGGUCCACGGCUCUCCACUGUGCUGCUGCUGGUGGCUCCUUUGAUUCAGCUGAGGUUGUCAAGAUCUUGCUUGAUGCCUCUGCUGAUAUCAAUUCUGUUGACGCUAAUGGAAACCGGCCUGGUGAUUUGAUUACACCAGCUUGUAAUUCAGCUUUCUGCUUGAGGAAGAAGAUGUUGGAAGCUUUGUUGAGAGGAAGUGGUAGUGUUGGUGAAAUGGAGGCUUUGCCUGCUCAAAAAGGAAAUGAAAUGGAAGGGCAAGAGCAGCAAGAUAACUCAAUAGCCCGGGUUUUGAAAGAUGGAACUGAGAAGAAAGAGUAUCCUGUUGAUCUUACUCUUCCAGACAUUAAGAAUGGGAUAUAUGGGACAGAUGAGUUUAGGAUGUAUACUUUCAAGGUCAAGCCUUGCUCAAGGGCUUACUCUCAUGACUGGACUGAGUGCCCCUUUGUUCAUCCUGGGGAGAAUGCAAGGAGGCGUGACCCUAGAAAAUACCAUUAUAGCUGUGUCCCUUGCCCUGAAUUUCGUAAGGGAUCAUGCAGGCAGGGUGAUAACUGUGAGUAUGCACAUGGUAUAUUUGAGUGCUGGCUUCAUCCUGCCCAGUAUCGAACUCGUCUAUGCAAGGACGAGACUAAUUGCAGCAGGAGGGUCUGUUUCUUUGCUCACAAGCCAGAGGAGCUUCGUCCCUUGUAUGCUUCAACAGGUUCGGCAGUGCCUUCCCCAAGAUCAUAUGCAGCUAAUGGUUCCUCGCUGGACAUGGGUUCAAUGAGCCCACUUGCUCUUGGCUCUCCAUCUGUUAUGAUACCUCCAACAUCAACACCACCCUUGACUCCUACCGGUACCUCUUCUCCUAUGGGUGGAGCGAUGUGGCCAAACCAGUUAAGCAUCGUACCUCCUACCUUGCAGCUUCCUGGUAGUAGGUUAAAAACUGCACUAAGUGCUAGGGAUAUGGAUUUAGACAUGGAACUACUUGGGCUGGAAAGCCAUCGUCGCCGCCAGCAGCAGCAGCUAAUUGAUGAGAUAUCUGGUCUUUCCUCCCCAACCAGUUGGAACAAUCCCUUGUCUUCUGCCUCAGCUUUUUCUGCCACUGGUGAUCGAACUGGGGAAUUAAAUAGGUUUGGAGGGGUGAAGCCCACUAACCUUGAAGAUAUUUUUGGAUCUCUUGAUACUACUAUUUUGCCGCAAUUACAAGGAAUCUCACUCGAUGGCACAGCUCCUCAGCUGCAGUCUCCCACUGGAGUUCAGAUGCGCCAGAAUAUUAACCAGCAGCUUCGUGCUAGCUACCCAACCAACCUAGCAUCCUCUCCUGUGAGGGCAUCUCCAUCCUUUGGGAUUGAUGCAUCAUCUGGGCCCACUGCAGCAGCAGUUUUAAGUUCAAGGUCAGCUGCCUUUGCAAAGCGGAGCCAGAGCUUUAUUGAGCGUACUGCUGUAAAUCGUCAUGCAGGGUUUUCUUCACCAACUUCUUCAGCAAGUGCAAUGCCUUCUAACCUGUCAGAUUGGGGUUCCCCUGAUGGCAAAUUAGACUGGGGUAUACAGGGAGAAGAGCUAAGUAAACUAAGAAAAUCUGCUUCUUUUGGGUUCCGAAGCAGUGGGAGCAAUUUGGCAAAUGCAGCACCCUCAAUGUUGCCAACUGCUGAUGAGCCAGAUGUGUCUUGGGUCCAGUCUCUGGUGAAGGACACCCCUUCUGCUGGGCAAUUUGGUUUUGACGAGGAGCAGCAGCAGUGUCAUCUUAACUCCGGGGGUGCGGAGAUGCUCCCUGCCUGGGUGGAGCAAUUGUACAUGGAGCAGGAGCAGAUGGUGGCCUAAAAGCAAAGCUAGCCCCACCAUUAGCUUCUCAGUUAACCUUUAACUAGUUCUUGUUUUCGGCCAUUUUUUGAAUUUUUAUCAAUAUUCGUCAUUUGUAAUUGGAAUGAAAUGGGGAAGGGGAAAAUUGAUUGCCCCCUUAGGAGAACACAAGGUGAGCAGAAGGAAAGAUUUCUGCUAACACUGCUCUUAGGUCUGAAGAAUAAUAUCUUUUAUUCUUUUUAGUCUCUAAAUUUGGUUCUUGUCUUGGAUGAGAGUUCCGUAUACAUCCAAGUAGAAACAUGAUUUGCGGUGAGGGUAGCAAGGCGGAUGUUCAACUAGUCAAUUUCCAGAGAUACAUUCAUUUCAAUUAGCAAAUGGAAGCAGCUGUACUAAUUUUUUGGUUUAUUUUCAAUUGGUGGGGGUUGUACACAUUUUAUGUACCAGAAACUAUCGCAUUUAUUUAAUUAAUAUAUAUAUUUUUUCAGUGAAAA
Molecule: messenger RNA, 2788 nt
Organism: Theobroma cacao (cacao)
Lineage: Eukaryota; Viridiplantae; Streptophyta; Magnoliopsida; Malvales; Malvaceae
Product: zinc finger (CCCH-type) family protein
Molecular function (GO): protein binding; metal ion binding
Source: RefSeq, a predicted model, not a curated record